AUGAACUUGGGUCAUCAAGGGAUGUUGCUGUACAUCGUUUACAAAGCAUUGAUUGAACGUCAAUUUAUUAAGAAUAAAUCUCUUUCCAGUCAAUAUCACAAAUUUAUGGAGGACUAUCAACAACUUGGUCAUAUGGAAUUGAUUCCAGAAAAUGAAAUUGAUGUUCCAGCUAAUUCUAGUUUUUACCUUCCGCACCAUUCAGUUCCGGAUAAAAAUGGUGAUAAAUUUCGAGUCGUAUUUGAUGGUUCUGCAAAAUCUUCUAGCGGUAUUUCUCUUAAUGAGAAAUUGAUGGUUGGUCCACAGUUGCAGACUGAUCUGACAACAUUAAUUAUUCGUUUCAGAAUUCACAGAAUAGCUAUAACUGCAGAUAUAGAGAAAAUGUACAGACAAAUUAUACUAAAAGAUGCAGACUUUCAGAGAAUAGUCUGGCGCGAUUCACUUUAUAAACCAAUUCAGGAUUUUCGAUUAACUAGGAUUGCUUACGGUACUGCAUCAGCUUCGUACCUUGCGGUAAGAUGUUUACAGCAGUUAGCCAUAGAUGAAGCAACUAAUUUUUUCCUUUGGCUUCCAAGACAUGUCUUAGGGACUUCUACGUUGAUGAUUUGA
Messenger RNA from Stegodyphus dumicola, 606 nucleotides. RefSeq lists its product as uncharacterized. The record is from RefSeq and is a predicted model, not a curated record. Lineage: Eukaryota; Metazoa; Arthropoda; Arachnida; Araneae; Eresidae.